Spodoptera frugiperda (fall armyworm) is the source of this 2531-nucleotide messenger RNA. RefSeq names its product JNK1/MAPK8-associated membrane protein. Gene Ontology annotation, molecular function: ubiquitin protein ligase binding. Bases 135 to 1028 code for a protein of 297 amino acids. Lineage: Eukaryota; Metazoa; Arthropoda; Insecta; Lepidoptera; Noctuidae. Gene Ontology annotation, cellular component: membrane. The transcript is spliced from 4 exons. Gene Ontology annotation, biological process: response to unfolded protein. The record is from RefSeq and is a predicted model, not a curated record.
UGUCAAUGUCAUUUAACCAUCAAAACUUGUUUUGGUUUUGUGUUCCACUAUCCUGAUUUGUAUAAAAUCUUACUGAAAUACAAAUGUUCUAGUUAUUAUUGUAGAAACAUAAGAUCGCCUCUUGGUGUGGCACAAUGACUGCUGUAAGAACAUGUCCUGGCUUGUACUGCGGUCGCACUGAACUCGAUGAUGGGUCGUGGAGCGACUGCGGUGCUUGCCCUCGAGGAUUUCGCACUAAUUCCACCAGCUACUGCGUCCCAUGUACCGAUAAACCAACUUUAUAUGACGGCCUGUAUCUUGGGUUCAUGGUUUUAUUACCUAUGGUACUGCAUUGGUUUUUUAUAGACAUGGUUGCUGUGGCCAAGGGCACCAAAAAUAUUCUGGUUCAACACAUAUGUGCGUUUGUGGAAGUUGCAACAGGCACGCUGGCAGCUUUACUAGUGCUGCCCCCAACAGGCACUAUAGCUUUACAUGUCUGUUCUCCUAAGGCACUGUCUGACUGGUACACAUUACUGCAUAACCCUCAACCUGAUUAUAAGGAGACCCUGCAUUGUACUCAGGAGGCUGUGUACCCUUUAUACACAGUCGUCCUACUAAUAUAUGCAUUCAGUUUAUUGAUGACAAUAACAUUGAGGCCGUGGUUGUUGACAUGGGACUCGGUCAAUCCUGGCAAGAAGGCAAUAUACUGCGCACUGUACUUCUAUCCUAUAUUAGUGCUCAUACAUACUGUCGCUGCGGGAUUGAUUUAUUGUUCAUUCCCGUACAUCAUCAUAAUAAUAUCAAUGAUGACAUCAGCAUCGCAUUUCUCAAUCAAAAUCGAGCAGACAGCGCCAGCGCUCCUGAUGUCAUCCCUUACCAACACGAGAAACCUGAUUAUACUAUUGGGUCAUUGGGUGAUACAUGCUUAUGGGAUCAUCUCUCUGACUGGUUUCAAGGAAUUGUGGUACUUAUCUCUGGUGCCUGCCCCAGCGUUGUUCUACAUCCUAACUGCGCAGUUCACUGACCCCAUGAAGAUUCACAGCGAUUGACAAGAGCGCCAAGCAUUCGUAAAGCUGGUUCUACAUUGACUUUUGAUAGUGGUUAUGUGAUUUUCUUUGCUGUAUGUAAAUAUAAUAGUGCAGUGAUCAAGUGGGAGCCAGUACGAAUGCUUUAUGGCGGUCUCAGGUUGGAUUGCAUAGCGUUGUUAAGUUUAUCAAGCAAAAUUCUCAGUGCCGGCGUAAGGGCCACUGAUAUCCUGGGCGAAAAUAUUGUAGCGCCCACUUGAGGGAAGCAAUAUCAAGUGUUAGUUUUUUGCUGAUCCCAAGUAAAAUUAUUUAAGAAUUUCAUCUUUCCUUAUGCACAGAGCGUAGAGCACAGUUCUGAGGGUUUGCACCAGGAGAGGCAAGAGACUCCAACUUCAGACCUUGGUGCCGGCACUGGUUAUAUCAUAAAGUUAACCACCUUAUUGUAUCUCUGCGGUCAGGUGUGAUUUCAUAUUUUAUUAGUUGUUAAUUGUCCAUAAUUGUCAUUGUUUAUAGUAGUCUUAGUUAAAUUAUUAUUAUAUAUUAGUAUAUUUGUAAGUAUUGACUAAGGGGACGAACUUAGGAUCUUAUGGGAUCUCAGACUCGUCCUCAGUCCUGUUAAAAGUUUUAUACGUGUAUUUUGAGUUGUGAAUAAGUAGCAAUAUGGGCCUUAAAACUAUAUUGGGAAUAGGGUACAUUUUGACUAAUUUUUAUUUAAAUGUCCCUCUUGUAAAUUAUUUUUUAUUUUCUUACGGAAACAAAUACUUUCGAAAAUAUAUCGAUUUGAAAUACGUCACUUCUAGGUACAUUUUAUACAUAGAAAUGACGUAUUUGCUCCCACUCCUUAACUUUGAUUCGUUUUAUCCAAGUAUUGUUAUCUUAUAUGACAAAAUAAAAAAUACGUGUCAAAUAUUUUAUAAUUACCUAACUGACGGACGAAAUAGUUUUUGAAUUUUCGACUUGUUCGUCAACUGGCGAGUGUCAAAUUCGCGUGUUCAUCAAUAGUCCAGGUAUCUUUUAAUUUUGCAGUUAUAUGAGACCAUAGUAACCAGUCGCGAGUUGACGAACAAGUCGAAUUUUCAUAUUCCGUCAUCAUCUCUAUUACCGUCAUAUUAUGACCCUUUCUGCUUACUUCAAUGUUGAUAUUCGACUUGACUUAGUUGUGGUAUUUGUACAUAAUUAAUUAAUGUAUUUUGUGCACUUAAGAAGUUACUAUGUAAGUGUCUGUAUAGUUUAUUUACUAGCACACUCAGUCAUUUAAUGGUUACUUAACCCAGUCCUUAGCAAUAGUUUUCCAUACAAAAUCGUUACUAAAGAAUAGUUUAAGUAAGCAUUAAAUGACUCGUGAGUGAUGCAGUUGGUAAUAUGUUAAGAAUUAAUGAAAGGUAUCUUUCAAGAUUCGAUCUCGUUGAUAUUCCAACUGCUAUAGAUCACGAUUCACGAGGUCUUGUGGUAAGUUGUGUAGUUAAUCUGAUGAUUUUAUCUACUCACAUAAGUAUUUUUAUAAAUAAAUUACUGGAGAUAACUUUU